Molecule: messenger RNA, 4116 nt
Organism: Vitis riparia (riverbank grape)
Lineage: Eukaryota; Viridiplantae; Streptophyta; Magnoliopsida; Vitales; Vitaceae
Product: phospholipase D zeta 1
Exons: 20
Coding region: 307-3648 (1113 amino acids)
Biological process (GO): phospholipid catabolic process; phosphatidic acid biosynthetic process; intracellular signal transduction
Cellular component (GO): plasma membrane
Molecular function (GO): D-type glycerophospholipase activity
Source: RefSeq, a predicted model, not a curated record
UAAGAAUCCGAUAUGAAUUUUCCGGUUCGGAUCAUUGAACCAUCCGGAUUGUAUUAGAUCCGAAACCCAUAUACAUGAAAUGGCAAAAUUCAAUAUGAGUUUCCAGAUUUUGACGUAGUUGUAGAGCAGUUGUUUUUAUUUGAAGCAAAACCAAAACCAACAAUUUCCGGCCCUUUCUCUCUUUGUUGCUUUCUCUCUCUGGAACUUGGAUCCGGAGCCAUCGUAACAAGGCGUUGAACAGGUCUCGAUUUUCAAUCAAAAUUCUCAGGGGAGGGACUGAGAGACUUAAGAGUCUGAUCGGAAUCAAUGGCGUCGGAGGACUUGAUGUCCGGCGCUGGGGCACGCUACAUUCAAAUGCAAUCGGAGCCGAUGCCGUCGACGAUAUCGUCGUUCUUCAGCUUCCGCCAGAGCCCGGAGUCAACUCGGAUUUUCGACGAGUUGCCCAAGGCCACAAUCGUGUUCGUCUCUCGGCCCGAUGCCAGCGACAUCAGCCCCGCGCUGUUAACUUACACCAUUGAAUUCCGAUAUAAACAGUUCAAGUGGCGGUUAAUAAAGAAAGCUUCACAAGUAUUCUUUUUACACUUUGCGUUAAAAAAACGAGUAAUUAUCGAGGAAAUUCAAGAGAAGCAAGAGCAGGUUAAAGAAUGGCUUCAAAACAUAGGAAUAGGAGAGCACACAGCAGUCGUGCAUGAUGAUGAUGAACCUGAUGAGGAAACUGUUCCUUUACAUCAUGAUGAAAGUGUUAAAAACAGAGAUAUUCCAUCUAGUGCUGCUCUGCCAAUCAUUCGGCCAGCCCUGGGAAGGCAGAAUUCUGUUUCUGAUAGAGCAAAGGUUGCAAUGCAAGGGUAUCUUAAUCUAUUUCUUGGAAAUUUGGAUAUAGUAAACUCCCGAGAGGUUUGCAAAUUUUUGGAGGUUUCGAAGUUAUCAUUUUCUCCGGAAUAUGGCCCAAAGCUGAAAGAAGAUUAUGUGAUGGUCAAGCAUUUACCAAAAAUUCCAAAGGAAGACGAUACUAGAAAAUGUUGCCCAUGUCCUUGGUUCAGUUGUUGCAAUGACAAUUGGCAAAAGGUGUGGGCUGUAUUGAAACCUGGAUUCUUGGCCUUGCUGGAAGAUCCUUUUCAUCCUCAGCCUUUAGAUAUUAUUGUUUUUGAUCUGCUACCUGCCUCAGAUGGAAAUGGGGAGGGCCGGCUAUCAUUAGCAAAAGAAAUAAAGGAAAGGAACCCUUUACGCCAUUCAUUAAAGGUGACAUGCGGAAACCGGAGCAUAAGGUUAAGAGCUAAGAGUAGUGCUAAAGUUAAAGACUGGGUUGCUGCAAUUAAUGAUGCUGGACUUAGGCCUCCUGAGGGCUGGUGUCAUCCUCACCGCUUUGGCUCUUUUGCACCUCCAAGGGGUUUGAGUGAAGAUGGUAGUCUAGCUCAAUGGUUUGUCGAUGGUCGAGCGGCAUUUGAAGCGAUUGCCUCCGCAAUUGAGGAAGCAAAAUCAGAGAUAUUUAUUUGUGGCUGGUGGGUGUGCCCAGAACUGUAUCUGAGGCGUCCAUUUCACUCUCAUGCUUCUUCUCGGCUUGAUGCUUUACUGGAAGCAAAAGCUAAGCAAGGUGUUCAGAUUUACAUUCUUCUCUACAAAGAGGUUGCUCUUGCUUUGAAAAUCAACAGUGUCUACAGUAAAAGAAAGCUUCUUAGCAUUCAUGAGAAUGUGAGAGUACUGCGAUAUCCUGAUCAUUUCUCAACUGGCGUUUAUCUGUGGUCCCACCAUGAAAAACUUGUCAUUGUUGAUUACCAGAUUUGCUUUAUUGGAGGUCUGGAUCUAUGCUUUGGCCGUUAUGACACAUUGGAACACAAAGUAGGUGAUCACCCUCCUUUGAUGUGGCCAGGAAAAGACUAUUACAACCCAAGGGAAUCUGAACCAAAUUCUUGGGAAGAUACAAUGAAAGAUGAAUUGGAUCGUGGAAAAUAUCCUCGUAUGCCAUGGCAUGACGUCCAUUGUGCCCUAUGGGGACCGCCUUGUCGUGAUGUAGCUAGGCACUUUGUUCAGCGUUGGAACUAUGCAAAGAGAAAUAAAGCUCCAAAUGAGCAAGCAAUUCCACUACUUAUGCCUCAGCAGCACAUGGUCAUUCCACAUUACAUGGGAAGGAGCAGAGAGAUGGAGGUUGAAAAGAAGAAUGUUGAAAACAACCAUAAAGACAUUAAAAAACUGGAUUCCUUUUCCUCUCGGUCAUCUUUCCAAGAUAUCCCACUGCUUUUGCCUCAAGAGCCUGAUGGAUUGGAUUCUCCCCAUGGAGAAUCAAAAUUGAAUGGGUUUGACUCCUCUAGUAAUCUCCUUGAUCAGCCAACUAGGGUCAGCAGAAGUCUUUCUUUCUCUUUUCGCAAGUCCAAAGUUGAACCAGUCCCAGAUAUGCCAAUGAAAGGUUUCGUAGAUGACCUUGAUACCUUGGAUCUGAAAGGAAAAAUGUCUUCAGAUAUAAUGGCACAGCCUGGAAUGAGAACGUGUGAUAGAGAGUGGUGGGAAACACAAGAGCGGGGGAAUCAAGUUCUUUCUGCUGAUGAAACUGGACAAGUUGGUCCUUGCGUUCCAUGUCGUUGUCAGGUUAUUAGGAGCGUCAGUCAGUGGUCUGCUGGAACAAGCCAAGUUGAAGACAGCACUCAUAAUGCUUAUUGCUCCCUUAUAGAAAAGGCAGAACACUUUAUAUAUAUUGAGAAUCAAUUUUUCAUAUCAGGUCUUUCAGGUGAUGAGAUAAUACGCAAUCGAGUAUUAGAAGUGUUAUACAGGCGUAUUAUGCAAGCAUACAAUGAUAAGAAGUGUUUCAGAGUUAUUAUUGUCAUACCACUCCUACCUGGCUUCCAGGGUGGUUUGGAUGAUGGUGGGGCGGCAUCUGUAAGAGCCAUAAUGCAUUGGCAGUAUCGAACUAUAUGCCGAGGAAAUAAUUCAAUAUUACAAAAUCUUUAUGAUGUUAUUGGUCAUAAAACACAUGAUUACAUUUCUUUCUAUGGUCUCAGAGCUUAUGGUAGACUUUUUGAUGGAGGUCCUGUGGCCUCUAGUCAGGUGUAUGUGCAUAGCAAAAUCAUGAUAGUUGAUGACUGCACAACCUUGAUUGGAUCCGCUAACAUUAAUGAUAGGAGUUUGCUUGGAUCAAGAGAUUCUGAGAUUGGCGUGCUCAUUGAAGACAAGGAAUUGGUUGAUUCAUAUAUGGGAGGAAAACCAAGGAAGGCUGGCAAAUUUGCUCAUAGUCUCCGCCUCUCACUGUGGUCAGAACACCUUGGUCUUCGAGGAGGAGAGAUUGAUCAAAUAAAAGAUCCAGUUGUUGAUUCAACUUACAGAGAUGUGUGGAUGGCAACUGCAAAGACGAAUUCCACAAUCUACCAAGAUGUCUUUUCUUGCAUCCCAAACGAUCUCAUACAUUCUAGAGCUGCAAUGAGACAACAUAUGGCCAUCUGGAAGGAGAAACUUGGCCACACCACCAUUGAUUUAGGAAUAGCCCCUAUGAGGCUAGAAUCCUAUGACAAUGGAGACAUCAAGACAAUCGAACCCAUGGAAAGAUUAGAGUCGGUGAAGGGUCAUCUUGUUUAUUUCCCCUUAGAUUUCAUGUGCAAAGAAGAUUUAAGACCUGUGUUCAAUGAGAGCGAGUACUAUGCCUCUCCUCAAGUCUUUCACUGAGUUUUUUCCUACACACUAAUUAAAGAGUUUCACGGCAGAUGGGGUCCCUGCCCUUCACGUUGUAGCUGUACCUCCCCGGAUAUAAUACUCAAAAGACACAGCAUGUUAUCCUGAGAUCCAUCAUUUUCUCGGUCAUGUGAAGUGAAGAUUUCAGGUUCAUGACAGACACGGCUCCCCCAAUGUUGUAAGUAUUUGUUAGCAUGAAUACAAAAAAUGAUAGAGAGAAGGUCCAAUGUGGCUGAUAAUUAAUCCCCCACUUGGGGUUAAUGUAUUUUAGGUCAAUCAUUUAUCGUCAGUUGUAUAAAACUUCAUGAAAGUAGUUGCUUCGGUGAAUCUCUUUUCCUGCAUCCGGAAGCAACGUUUGUGUCUCCAAAAUCACUUAUUGCUUUACCUUUGGAGGCUUUGCAGGUACACUGUAAAAUUCAGGAUGAUAUUUCUCCAUAAAAUGUUUGUUUUGGUAUAGCAUCA